AUGCCAAAAUUUUAUCAAUUUAUUCUAACAAUAUAUUCUUCUAUUAUUAUUAUAUUUGCUUAUACUGAUCCAUCUUUACUAAAUCCUCAAUUAGUUAAAAGAUUUGAAUAUAAAUUAUCAUUUAAAGGACCUCAUCUUGCUUUUAAAGAUGGAUCUGUUCCAUUUUGGACGUUUGGUGGAAGUGCUAUUGCUAGUGAUGAACAAAUACGUGUUACACCAUCAAUUCGAAGUCAAAUAGGUUGGCUUUGGAGUAAGAAUACAAUGACUGCAGAUACUUGGCUCCUUGAAGUUAAAUUACGUGUAACUGGUCGAGGCCGUCUUGGUGCUGAUGGAAUGGCUAUUUGGUUUACCGAGACAGCAGGUUCUGGAGGUCCUGUGUUUGGAUCCAAUGAUCUUUGGAAAGGUUUAGGUGUAUUUUUUGAUUCAUUUGACAAUGAUGCAUUGCAAAAUAAUCCAAUAAUAGCUGUUAUGGUUAAUGAUGGUACUAAAUCAUAUGAUCAUCAACAUGAUGGUAGUGGACAAAUUCAAGGCAGUUGUAUUCGAGAUUUUCGUAAUAAGCCAUUACCAAUUCGAGUUAAAAUUGAAUAUGUCAAUCAAGGAUUAACAAUUUAUCUUAAUAAUGGUAUAACACAAGAUGAUAAUGCAUUUGAACUUUGUACACGUAUUGAUGGAGUACAAUUACCAAAAACUGGUUAUCUUGGUGUAACAGCUGCAACAGGUGGUCUUGCUGAUGAUCAUGAUGUAUUAGAAUUUAUAACACAUACUUAUACUGAUAAACAAACGGUAGUACAAAAUCAAGCAGCAACAGAUGAACAAGCAAAAAAAUAUAAAGACGAAUAUGAUAAAUAUGAACAAGAACUUAAAAAACAACAAGAAGAGUAUAAAAAAGAACAUCCAGAUUUAACAACACCAUAUGACGAAAAAAGUUUAUUUGAAAGUGAAUAUGAUCGUGAAUUUCGUACUAUCUUAGAAGGUCAAGAUCAAAUUCGUUUAUCAUUAACAAGUAUUGAUAACAAAAUGAUUGAAUUAUUGGGACGUAUUGAACGAUUAGCUAUAACUACUGGCACACAACAACAAAUUACUGGACAAGGUGGAUCAAGUGUACCUGCUGAUGUAGCUCGAAUUCAAGAUAUAAAUCGAGUGAUAAAUUCUAACACUGACAUGACAAGAACUAUUCAAAGUUAUGCACAAGUAUUAACGGAUUUACAACAAAAAGUCAAUCAUAUUCAAACAAGUAUUAAUAAUCAAAAACCUAUUGGUACAGGACAACAAGCAGGUACUUCAAAUAUAGAUGUAACGGCAGUAAAUGAAAUUCGAGAAAUAGUGAGAAUGAUUAAAUCGGAAACAAAUUCAUUAUUACAAAAAUCAUCAGAUCAAGUGAAAUGUCCAACAGUAACUGGUGGGAAUAAUAGUUCUUGUGUGGGUACAUUUACAUUUAUAUGUGCUAUUGCAAUACAAAUUGUUGUUCUAAUUGGUUUUUUUGUAUUCAAGUAAAUAUUAAAACCUUUGUUAUUUGAUAUCUUUCAUAAAAUAGACGAAAAUAACAAUUUGAGUAUUCUAAUGAUUUCUCCUGUUCCUUUUCCAUAGUUUCUGGAGAAUGGUUUCUCAGAAAAAUUUGAAAUUUUCAGGGCACGUAGGUCUUGACGAGUAGAACAAAAAUUGUCAAAAACUCAAAGUUUCUGGAUCCUAGGAUCCAAAUGGUCCCAAUUUAUCCUGCCACUUCUCCGAGACGCUAUAUUCUAUCGGACAGAAAAUCCUAUUACAGGCACUAGACACUGAUCGGAAUGGAUAUUGUUUCAUCUUUUAUCCUUCGAAUAAAAAUGCCAAAAUACUGAAGGUAUCCUAAAACAUACACAUUUUUUUAAAUAGAGCUAUCAGAAAUCAGUAAACCAAUAUUUUUUCAAACAAAAAAUAUAAAACCCAUCUCAAACAGUGUAUAGUAUAUGUGAAAAAAAGUUUCAGCUCGAUUGGAUACACUAGACCGUGAAACACAGCGAUGUUUCUGCACUUUUCUCCAUGACAAAGUUACUUUGAGAAAAACGUGAUUCUCUAAUGUAAAUUUGAUGUUUUAAUGUUUAAAGACAAUUUUUGGAUCUCAAACUGUAUUUAGUACAUAUAUACAAUUUUGAGACUAUACAAUGGCCACAAAAAUCCAAAGAUGAAAAAAAAAACCAAAGUUUUGAUUGAGUGAAUUAAAAGUAGACAAGAGCUAAUGUCUAGUUACAAUUCAUAAUUGUAUCUAACAUAUCCAUUUAUACGACAUAAAAUAUCUACCUUGACGUACAUUUUCGUCCGACUAUAUGACUUCAUAAGGAAAUAUUCUGAAUUUUCACAUUAAUUUUGAACCGAGAGAGCUUACUCAAUAGAUUAAACUUCUAAAUAAUCAGAGAUUUGAGAAAGAUCAGCUCUUCUAAACAUCAAUUUAUAGCUCUGUAUAUCUACCCGAAUCAAUGAUUUCAGCACCCGAAUCUGUGAGUUUCCGGCAAGUUUCCACCGAAAAGACAUCAUUUUUGACCGAAAAACUCGCUAAAAUAGUAGGAACUUGGAAGUACGAAUCCGGUGGCCGAAUAUUUUUCUUUCACUAUUUUGUCGAGUUUCCCGGCAGAAAACGGCUCGUAUUUCUUGACCUGAGUAUAUUCCAUAGUUUUUAUAAGAACGCAACACUUCUCUUGAAACUUUUGUGUUUAUUAACUGAACAAAUAUCAAUGAAAGUGAUAACUCAAAAAAUGAAUCAUUGCUUCGCACAAUUAUUUUUCAUUGCUCAGUAAUCACUAGUUUCGUGUUUGAUACAUAAACUCAAAUAAUAAAAACAUCCUGAAGUUCAAAAACACAUCAGAUCUUCUAAUAAUUCAUUUGAUCUAAGCAUUGACUACAGUAUCAGUCAAGAAGUAAUUUCCAUUGAGAUUAUGUAAUUCUAAAAAGUCAUUAUAAAU
Molecule: messenger RNA, 2933 nt
Organism: Rotaria sordida
Lineage: Eukaryota; Metazoa; Rotifera; Eurotatoria; Philodinida; Philodinidae
Source: the annotation of a GenBank genome assembly